This is a messenger RNA of Rhincodon typus (whale shark), 999 nucleotides long. RefSeq names its product melanocortin 4 receptor (gene mc4r). Bases 1 to 999 code for a protein of 332 amino acids. Gene Ontology annotation, molecular function: melanocyte-stimulating hormone receptor activity. Gene Ontology annotation, biological process: G protein-coupled receptor signaling pathway. Gene Ontology annotation, cellular component: membrane. The transcript has a single exon. The record is from RefSeq and is a predicted model, not a curated record. Lineage: Eukaryota; Metazoa; Chordata; Chondrichthyes; Orectolobiformes; Rhincodontidae.
AUGAACUCGUCAUCUUAUAAACAUUGGCUGAUAGAGAGCCCUCGCCUUAGAAACCAGAGCGUCCCGGGAUUCGCCAGCACCAAUGGCUCACUCAGUACAGGGGCCUCCUCAGGCUGCUAUGAGCAACUGUGGAUCUCAACGGAGGUCUUCCUCACACUCGGCAUCAUCAGCCUGUUGGCCAACAUUUUGGUCAUUGCCGCCAUCAUCAAGAACAAGAACCUGCACUCACCAAUGUACUUUUUCAUUUGUAGUUUGGCAGUGGCCGACAUGUUGGUUAGUGUGUCCAACGCCUGGGAGACAAUCUUCAUCGCCAUGUUAAAGAGUAGGCAUUUUGUUGCUCGAGACAGCUUGAUAAAGAAUAUGGACAAUGUGCUGGACUCCAUGAUCUGUACCUCUCUGCUUGCCUCCAUUUGGAGCUUGCUGGCCAUCGCCAUCGACAGGUACAUCACCAUCUUCUACGCGCUGCACUACCACAACAUUAUGACAGUGAGAAGGGCGCUGGUGGUCAUUGCUGGAACCUGGAUGGCUUGCACGGUCUCGGGGAUCCUGUUCAUCAUCUACUCCGAGAGCACCACAGUCGUCAUCUGCCUUAUCACCAUGUUCUUCACCAUGCUCGCCCUCAUGGCCUCGCUCUACGUUCACAUGUUCAUGCUGGCACGCUUACACGUAAAGCGGAUUGCCGCUUUGCCUGGCAAUGGUGCCAUCCACCACAUGGCAAACAUGAAAGGGGCCAUCACCCUCACCAUCCUCCUUGGGGUCUUUGUCGUCUGUUGGGCUCCUUUCUUCUUGCACCUCAUCCUCAUGAUCUCCUGCCCCCGAAACCCGUACUGCCUUUGCUUCAUGUCGCACUUCAACAUGUAUUUAAUCCUCAUCAUGUGCAACUCAGUCAUCGAUCCACUCAUCUACGCAUUCCGCAGUCAGGAAAUGCGCAAGACUUUCCAAGAAAUAAUCUGCUGCUACAGCCUGCAUGGGAUUUGUGACCUGACAAAUAAAUAUUGA